AUGAUAUCUGGUCCAAGUUGGUGUGUUGAGUGUUUUAAUAACCCUCUAUCUUUCUUUCUCUCUCUUUCUCUCCAUCUUUCAGAGCAGCGAGGGCAAGCAUCAUCCCCCCCAUCAGAGGAGAGGAGAGGUGGAGGAGAAUCCAACAAAGAGAACGACAACAAUAAGAACACAGAAGGUUCCGGAUUUGGAAUAGAAGACCAAAGGGGUUCCGUCCCAUCCCCAGCCCCAAUCAUCCCAAUCCGGUCCCGCCGCUCUUCAACCCAAUGUGGUCUCCGCUCCAUCCUCCUCCAGGUACGAGACCUGGGUCUGGGCUACGACGCGGACGAGACCGUCCUCUUCAAGUACUGCAGCGGAGCCUGUCCCCGUGUCCGCUCCAACCAUGAUCUGACCCUGACCAACCUGCUCCUGAGGGGGGCCCUGCCUGAGCAGAAUGAGGAGCUGUGGCAGAAUGGACCAUGCUGCAGGCCCACCCACCACCAAGAUCUGGCCUUUUUGGAUAACGCCCAUCGCUGGCACAAGGUGGAGAAGCUGUCGGCUGCAGGGUGUACCUGUGUGGGUUAAUGGGGAGGAGCUGGACGUGAAGGGGGAGGGACAGGGACUGAACAUUCACUUUUGGGCCGUGGCAAUUGGCUGUUCAGAAUGCAAUGGGCGAAGCGUAGAAGCUCAGCUGUGCUGUAAAAGCGUAAUUGAGAUCCAGGAGGAAAGAGAUUAUAGAUGUAGCUAUUAUUUGCUAGAAAGAAAUGCAUUCAUAUGCAUAUGUAUAUUUAUAGUUAUUUAAAGUGGC
Molecule: messenger RNA, 784 nt
Organism: Coregonus clupeaformis (lake whitefish)
Lineage: Eukaryota; Metazoa; Chordata; Actinopteri; Salmoniformes; Salmonidae
Product: persephin
Exons: 1
Coding region: 1-561 (186 amino acids)
Molecular function (GO): growth factor activity; glial cell-derived neurotrophic factor receptor binding; receptor tyrosine kinase binding
Source: RefSeq, a predicted model, not a curated record